Molecule: messenger RNA, 1566 nt
Organism: Bathycoccus prasinos
Lineage: Eukaryota; Viridiplantae; Chlorophyta; Mamiellophyceae; Mamiellales; Bathycoccaceae
Product: dihydrolipoamide dehydrogenase
Exons: 1
Coding region: 1-1566 (521 amino acids)
Cellular component (GO): mitochondrion; oxoglutarate dehydrogenase complex
Molecular function (GO): flavin adenine dinucleotide binding; dihydrolipoyl dehydrogenase (NADH) activity
Source: RefSeq, a predicted model, not a curated record
AUGACGUCGAGAAGAGGCGCGAUGAUGAUGAGCAACACAGCGCGAUGGGCGAUGAGGAACAGCGCGACGAAUACUGUUUCUUCUUUGGAGGAGGUGACGAGGAGAACGACUAUUGCGACGUUCGGUAAAAACAGAUUCUACUCUUCCGGAGAACAGCAAGACGUGGUGAUCAUCGGCGGCGGCCCAGGAGGGUACGUCGGCGCCAUCAAAGCUGCGCAACUUGGGAUGAAAGUCACGUGCGUGGAGAAACGCGCGACGCUAGGCGGGACGUGUUUGAACGUCGGAUGCAUUCCAUCCAAAGCGCUUUUGAACGCGUCGCAUAAAUACGAAGAGGCGAAGCACGGGAUGGAGAAGCACGGGAUUUCCGUCGGUGGGGAGGUGACCAUCGACGUGUCGAAGAUGAUGGCGCAAAAGAUGAAAUCCGUCGGCGGUUUGACCAAAGGCAUCGAGGGGUUGUUCAAGAAGAACAAAGUCAAUCACGUGAUUGGGUUUGGGAGUUUAGUGGAUAAGAACACGGUGGAGGUGACGAAAGAGGACGGGACGAAGGAAACGAUUUCGACGAAGAAUAUUAUUUUGGCGACAGGGUCGGAACCGGCCAAGUUGAACGGCGUGGACGUGGACGAGAAGACGGUGGUGACGAGCACCGGCGCGUUAGAGUUGGAAAAAGUUCCCGAAACCAUGGUGGUUAUUGGAGGAGGCGUGAUUGGUUUGGAGCUCGGUUCGGUUUGGUCGAGGUUAGGCUCGAAAGUGACCGUGGUGGAAUUCGCGAAAGUGAUCGGCGGGAACAUGGAUAACCAAAUCCGAACGACUUUCCAAAGAGCUUUGAAGAAACAAAAGAUUGAUUUCAAGAUGGAAACGGCGGUGAAAAAAGCGGAGAAAAUGCCAGACGGGAAGAUUGAGUUGACGAUCGAGAAAGUGAGCACGAAAGAGGAAUCGAAAAUGAUCGCGGACGUCGUGUUGGUGAGCACCGGGAGAAAGCCGUACACGGAGAAUCUCGGGUUGGAGAAACUCGGCAUUCAAACGGAUAAGAUGGGGAGAGUGGAAGUGAACGUGAAAGACCACACGUGGGAAACGAACGUCCCUGGGAUUUACGCGAUCGGUGAUAUCAUCGCGGGACCGAUGUUGGCUCAUAAAGCCGAGGAAGAGGCCAUCGCCGUGGUUGAACAUUUGUCCGGCAAGGAAGGGCACGUGAACUACGACGCCAUUCCUUCGAUUAUUUACACGCACCCAGAAGUCGCCUGGGUCGGGAAAACCGAAGAGGAAGUCAAAGAUGCUGGGUUAGAGUAUAACGUUGGCACGUUUCCGUUCGCCGCGAACUCCAGAGCGAGAACGAACGACGACAGCGAAGGGAUGGUGAAGUUCAUCUCGUGCAAGAACACGGAUAAAAUUUUCGGCGCGCACAUCGUCGGUCCGCAAGCCGGUGAAUUGUUAGGCGAGUGCGUCUUGGCCAUGGAGUACGGUGGAAGCACCGAAGAUAUCGCGAGAACCUGCCACGGCCACCCGACGUUGAGCGAAGCCGUGAAGGAAGCCGCGUUAGCUACGGGCGGGAAAGCCAUUCACUUUUAA